Messenger RNA from Amaranthus tricolor (Joseph's coat), 3072 nucleotides. RefSeq lists its product as uncharacterized. The record is from RefSeq and is a predicted model, not a curated record. The transcript has a single exon. Gene Ontology annotation, cellular component: plasma membrane. Gene Ontology annotation, molecular function: protein binding; calcium ion binding. The coding region runs from base 448 to 2847 and encodes 799 amino acids. NCBI's taxonomy places the organism in Eukaryota, Viridiplantae, Streptophyta, Magnoliopsida, Caryophyllales, Amaranthaceae.
AAAAGAUACCAAAUUUGUUGUGGCCUCUUAUCUUGGAAAUUUAAAGAAGAAAAUUGCCAUUCAUAGUUUCUCUCUCAUAUUUUUGGUCCCUCAGCCACCCACCUUCCUCACCAUUCACAUCAUCCUCAAGAAAAUGACAUUUUUCUUAUAAUUAAAUUUUUAAAUAUGUAAAGAUUAUUUAUGAAAAAAAAAACCAAAAAAAGAAAGAAAAAGUAGCACCUUUAAUUUUGUUUCUCCUCCCAAAAAUUCUCCCAUUUCAUUUCAGAUCUAAUGCAUAAUUCAUUAUUUGCUCAGAUAAGUAUCCCAUCAUUUUACUCUAAACCCUAAUCUUUAAACCCACAUUUUUCUCUCUCUAAUUUAUGAUUUCUUAACAUUUAAUCUAAAAUUUUGGGGGUUUAUUCGGAAACCCUAAAACACCCGGAACCAAAAAGCUUUAAUUUUGCGACAAUGGCGACUAGAGGGUCAAGAUCAGAGAAAGUUAGGCGAAUUUUCCAGCAAUUCGAUGUGAACAAAGACGGGGGAUUAAACAGAGCAGAAAUGGCGGCUCUCGUCGUUGCAGUAAACCCUAGGGUGAAAUUUUCUGAUGAACAAAUCAAUGCAAUUCUGGAUGAAGUUUUUCGAACAUACAACGAAUUCAUUGAUGGAGAAAAGGGGUUAACUUAUGAGGGACUUCUACGGACUUACGAUGAUGGUGCAGGAGAUGUUGAUCGAGAUUCUGAAGCAUUAAAUCUGGAUGUUAUUUCAAAUGAAGGUGAAAGUUCGAUUGUUGAAGCUUCGACUUCUUCAGUUACAGAUGAUAGAGCAAUGGAGCCGCAAAAGAAGCAAAGAACAGCAGCAUGGGCAGCAUCCCCAAAUCAUGGGAUCGUUUUUGAUGAAACAUGGAAAAUUGUGGAUGAUUUGGAGAUUUUGAUAAAAAGGUUGAAAGCAAAACAAGGGCAAAAAAAAGAUGGGAAAUUGAAGAAUGAUUUGAAUUCAGAUGUGUUUUCUGAUGCUGGUUGGUCAAGAGAAUUCGGGCCCGCGUCUUCAGAGAUUUCAAAAAGGGUGAAUUGGGUAGAAUCAGGGCAUGAUUAUGCUAAUUUUGUAAAAGACUUGGGUGGAUUAAGAGGAAAAGCAGAUGGAGGCAGAUCAAGAGAGGAAGCAUUUGAUGGGCAUAUGGCAAUUGGUAGAGUUUUGUAUGAACAUCAAUUAUUUAAAGAAAGUUUAGUCAGUUUUAAAAGAGCUUGUGAAUUGCAACCUGUUGAUGUAAGACCACAUUUUAGAGCUGGGAAUUGCUUAUAUGCAUUGGCUCAAUUUGUUCAAGCCAAAGAAGAGUUUCAAUUAGCCUUGGAAGCAGCUGAAACUGGUGGGAAUCAAUGGGCUUAUCUUUUACCUCAAAUUCAUGUUAACUUGGGGAUUACACUUGAGGCUGAAGGUAUGGUUUUAAGUGCUUGUGAACAUUACAGAGAAGCUGCUAUCUUAUAUCCUACUCAUUAUAGGGCUAUAAAGCUUUUGGGUAGUGCUCUAUUUGGGGUAGGGGAGUAUAGGGCAUCUGUGAAAGCUUUAGAAGAGGCUAUUUUUAUGAAACCUGAUUAUGCUGAUGCGCAUUGUGAUCUAGCUUCGGCGUUGCACGCCUUAGGGGAUGAUGAGAGGGCUAUUGUGGAGUUUCAGAAGGCCAUUGAUUUGACCCCAGGUCAUAUUGAUGCUUUGUAUAACUUGGGAGGGUUGUAUAUGGAUUGGGGUAGGUAUCAGAGAGCUUCUGAGAUGUAUACUAGGGUUUUGACAUUGUGGCCGAAUCAUUGGCGAGCUCAGCUUAAUAAGGCGGUGUCGUUAUUGGGUGCGGGUGAAUUUGAUGAGGCUAGGAAGGCGAUGAAGGAAGCUUUGAAGAUGACGAAUAGGGUUGAGGUACAUGAUGCUAUUGCUCAUAUGAAACAAUUGCAUAAGAAGAAAGUGAAGGUUAAUGGAGGUGGCAAUGGGGAGAAUUCUUUUACCAUUGUUGAACCCAUGAAAUUUAAGACUGUAGGUGGGAAAACAACUUCAAGACAAGAGUUGGCUACUGCUCUCGAGAUCAGGGCGUUUCAGAGGGUGUCGAGAUUGGGUAGAUGUGCUGUAGAUCUUUUGAAGAGGGAGAUAACUGAUAAUGAUGUGCCUUUGUCAUUCUCUGGUACUGGUAUACCAGAGAAAUCCAUCCGAAAGAACGUCUUAGAGGGGAUUCUCCGUAGGCUGCUUAGUUUCUUAAAACCCGAGACUUUUCAGGAAGCAAUCAAAGCUAUAAACGAGAGAAUUCUAUCGGCUUUAGAUGAUUCUGUACUGUCUAGGGUGGACAUUGGCAUGUUCUAUGCUCUCAUUGCUCCCCUUUGUAGUGGCUCACUGGAAAAGAGAAAACGAGUCGCAUUUGAGGCUCUUCUGUACCGCCCUGUCAACGAGGGAAACACACAGCUAAGAAAAUCCGAUGCUUGGAGGUAUAUGAAGCUGUUGAGAGCCAUAUACAUCCCAGUGCACGGAUCAAGCGAGAUAUUAGAAAUCCAUGGGGGUACAGACACUUCAAUGAUGUCUAUGACGGAGUUCCUAGUAAUGUUCGAUGAUCCAGAAUUCGGUUAUGGUAUACUGUCCACUCUGCUCAAACUUGAGACGGGUGAUCGUGUGAGGCAUGGACACUACGUCUGCGCAGUUUGUCGAUACCCAAUUAUUGGUUCUCGGUUUAAGGAGGUGAAAGCUCAGUUUAGUUUGUGUAAUCAGUGUUAUAGUGAAGGUAAAGUGCCUUCCACAGUGAAGCAGGAAGAGUAUUCAUUCAGGGAAUACCAAAGGGAAGCAGAAGCGGCAAAGGAUAAGUUGAAAUGUUUUGGUUUCCAAAAGGAGCAAUCUGAAUAAAAUUCUAGUUUAGUUGGAAUUUGUUAACUGUGUAGUAGUAUCCAAUCCAUAUUCCAUCCUUAUGUCUUAAUGUUCUAAGGAUAGUUGCUUGGUGUGACUUUAAAUUUAGGGUACUCUGUGUUGUGCAGAAACUAAUGUUGGUCUUUGUAUAGUGAUUUUUUUUACCUUGAGUUUCAAAAAUGUGAAUUAUUUCUGUUUAAUUGAGGUUGUGCAAAUAUUUUUUAU